UGCCGCGGAACUGCGCGCAAGAUCUGCGCUCAGCGCUUCGGAUCAACACCUCUUUUCGGCAACGUUUCUCUAGUAUGUCGUCUCAUCUGGAUCACAUGCCCAGUAGGGAGAGUUAGUAGACAAAAUGCCUGUUAUGGCGUAUGUAGGUAUAUGCCAGGAUGUUACAUGAUUUAUUUGCAGAUAUAAUGGAAAUUUGCUAUUUCCAUUUGUGCUGAAGCAGACAAUAGAUAUUCCUAGCACUGUGGAUGUGGACGUGGCAACCUUAAUGGAUGGAGAGAUAUACAUGUUUGCAGUGAAUGGAGAUUUUGAUCAGAGUAUCCAAGUGUACAAGCUUGGUGGUACAUCGUACUUCCUCCCAAAUAUGCAGCUGAGUGUCAACUACAAGUGUGUGGGAGUGUCUGUAUUCACGAUCUCAGACGUGGCUAGCUUCAUCACCGUGGCAGUAGACGGAGACUUCAACGAUAACAUCUUCGUUACUGGGAGCUCGGACUUUCUCAAGGUUGAAACUAAAGGCAAGCCUAUACCGUCUACUUCAUGCGAUGCUCGCAAUCUUCUCGAGGAACUCGAUGUCCUACUGCUCAACAACGGAUUUUAGUAUUAUUGAUUUUGUGAUAAAAUUUUAGUACUUACCAGUUAUUUAUAUGUUUAGUAUUUAAGUCUAUGGUAACUACAAAU
Molecule: messenger RNA, 675 nt
Organism: Priapulus caudatus
Lineage: Eukaryota; Metazoa; Priapulida; Priapulimorpha; Priapulimorphida; Priapulidae
Exons: 4
Coding region: 266-595 (109 amino acids)
Source: RefSeq, a predicted model, not a curated record